CUGAAUUCUCAAUUGCAAGCAUUUACUGUUUUCUUCCUCUGUGCAUGCAACAUAACUCGCCUUACACUGCGCUCACACUGCUCUCUGCAACCACAAAUAUUACGGAAAACUGCUUUUUGAUCUCAUUAUGUGUGACAAUGAAGAGUUCAACAAUAAUCAUGCCGGAAAAGGACUCCUCGUCAUUCAUGUCGCCCUCUUCCGCAUGGCAACCCGGUCGCUCGCAGAAGCAUAUAGAACCCUGGGCUACAAGACUCACCACGGGGUAGAGGAUAUUUUAGGAAAUCCGUGGGACGAAAUCGAACAGGCUGCAGAAGCGACAUGGCCAACUGUGCCUAAUGCGCGUCCUAGGCCACGAUUCACGCGAAGUGAUUGGGAUAAUCUCUGGGGGAACGAGUACGACAUAGUUACCGAUUUAGCCUGCCCGUUCGCCGACCAGCUGAUCCAGGCUUACCCUGACGCGAAAGUUGUCAUUGUUCAGCGAGAUUUUGAUAGUUGGUGGAACAGUUACCAAGCAGGGGUAUUGGACAAGUUGUUCUCCCCAGGGCAGCAAAUUUUCGUCUUCCUUAUCAGGAGUGUGAUUGGAUCGCGAGCGGCCGAGGCCAUGCUCAAGGUGAAUUACGGAUUUUUCAAGGCUACAAGUGUAUCUGAAAUCCGAGAGCAUGCCCGCGAAGUCUAUGACGAAUAUUAUAGACAGAUUAGGGCAAUAAUACCAGAAGCGAAGCGAUUGGAGUACACCAUGGGAGAUGGAUGGGAACCUCUGUGCGCGUUCUUGGGCAAAGACGUCCCAGAUAUUCCGUUCCCGCGCUUAAAUGAUAGCAAAUCGCGCAGCGAGAGCCAAAGGCAGGGUGAGAUUAUGGUACUGUUAAACUCUGUUAAAAAAGUUACAUUGCUGGGUCUUGGCGUUGCCAUAAUUGCAGGAUUACUACGGUAUUUUGCGCAGGCAUAGAUACAAUGCGGUGCGGUCAAUCUAGUACUAGUCAUUAGCCUAUGGCCUACUCAAUCUUAUAUAUAUCUUUUAAGAUUAUUACAAG
This is a messenger RNA of Trichoderma harzianum CBS 226.95, 1031 nucleotides long. RefSeq lists its product as hypothetical. The transcript has a single exon. NCBI's taxonomy places the organism in Eukaryota, Fungi, Ascomycota, Sordariomycetes, Hypocreales, Hypocreaceae. The record is from RefSeq and is a predicted model, not a curated record. The coding region runs from base 128 to 946 and encodes 272 amino acids.